Messenger RNA from Chara braunii, 2677 nucleotides. The record is from the annotation of a GenBank genome assembly. Lineage: Eukaryota; Viridiplantae; Streptophyta; Charophyceae; Charales; Characeae.
CCAAACAGAGGAAACUAAGGAAGGACGUCACCGCCCCGAAACUAACAAGCGAGUGGGAGUCCCCUUUCCAAUGGGCAGGGAGAAGAGCCAAUGAACCCAGGCGGAAGAACGAGUAAAGGUGCGGCAGAACGAGCGCGGAAGAACGAGCAAGGAGCAAGGCGGAGCGUGGAACAAAGAGCAAGUAGCGGGGCGGAGCGUGGAAGAACGAGCAAACGAGUGCGGACGAACGAGCAACGUGCGGCAGAACUAGCAACGUGGGGCAGAACGAGCAAGGUGCGGCAGAACGAGCGCGGAAGAACGAGCAAGGAGCGGGGCGGAGCGCGGAAGAACGAGCAAACGAGUGCCGAAGAACGAGCAAGGUGCGGCAGAACUAGCAACGUGGGGCAGAACGAGCAAAGUGCGGCAGAACGAGCGCGGAAUAACGAGCAAGGCGGAGCGCGGAAGAACGAGCAAACGAGUGCGGACGAACGAGCAAGGUGCGGCAGAACUAGCAACGUGGGUCAGAACGAGCAAGGUGCGGCAGAACUAGCAACGUGGGGCAGAACGAGCAAGGUGCGGCAGAACGAGCAAGGUGCGGCAGAACGAGCGCGGAAGAACGAGCAAGGAGCGGGGCGGAGCGCGGAAGAACGAGCAAGGAGCGGGGCGGAGCGCGGAAGAACGGGCAAGGAGCGAGACGGAGCGCGGAAGAACGAGCAAGGAGCGGGCCGGAGCGCGGAAGAACGAGCAAGGAGCGGGGCGGAGCGCGGAGGAAGAACGAGCAAACGAGUGCGGACGAACGAGCAAGGUGCGGCAGAACUAGCAACGUGGGGCAGAACGAGCGAGGUGCGGCAGAACGAGCGCGGAAUAACGAGCAAGGUGCGGCAGAACGAGCGCAGAAGAACGAGCAAGGCAAGGCAGAACGGUCGCGGAAGAACGAGCAAGGUGCCCCAGAACGAGCCAGAACAAGCGCGGCAGAACGAGCGGGGUCGAUUCGAGAAAAGAAAUGAUAUUGGUCGUCGGCUCUUCGUCGAAUUGCUGUGGCUGGAAACGGCAUUGACUUUCUCUCAGGCUAAGCGGGCGUGAAGGAAGUUCUGGUCUUGGCAAACAGGUAUUCUGCAUAGUGACGUGGCAAAUGCCUCGACUCAGUGGCCGUGAGACGAGCUGUGAGGGGAAGAUUGGUGUGGACGCCCGCUUGUGCGGCCCCUAUGACAUGCGCUGAACACUGAGCAGAGGAACAUGUUGAACGUUUCUGUGUUUGUUACUAUGAGCUAAACGAGCGUGAGAACCGUUGUGGUCCUCACGAAUGAGCAGCACUUGUGCUUAGUUUUGUGGCGAAUGCCUCUCGCCGCAGUGGGCUUGAGACAAGAGCAGUGUGGGGCAGAUUGGUGUGUGUGGCAGAGUGUGCGGCCUCAAUGACAUGCGCUGAACUCUGAGCAGAGCAGUAUGGUGUAUAUAUGAUGCUGCUGCUCGAGGGCACGACUCUUUUCAUCUAGGGGUGGUUUGGCUUUUGCUGGUUGGUGUUGUCAGUGAAUUGACGUUGCUGGUGUUUUGGCCCCUGUGAUCGAGAGGGGUUGCGGUGGCAGUGAGUUGUUGGUUGGUUCCUCGAACCCAUAACGCGUUCGAGAUUUGAAAAAUUGUUGGGCUGCUCAGCAAUGCAGAUCAUCUUGGCGUGAAGGGGCGAAACACAAGCGAGCAUACAGUUCUCUGAUUGGAUGGUUGGCGAGUUGGUUGUGCUUGGUAGGUGAUGAGGUAGUAGAGAGAUCACCGUGGAGUGCGUAAAUACAGACUGGCGUUGGCGUUGCGUUUGCGUUUUUGACUCUUUUGUCACAUUUGUUUGUGCGCUUGUACACUUGGUGUUGUCUAUUCCUUGUCGUUCCGUGCGAACGCCAAGUGUUAAGUCUUUGGUAUAGCUUCUUUCACCAUCACAACCCCUUCUACAGUUGCCAAGCAGGGACUUUGAGGUGUCCAGUGGCUUGAGGGAAACGACUGCCGUGGGGUGAGUGGGUGGUCGGUUCUCCACUUGAACUUUGAUGACCGCUCAUCUGGUUUCUUGGAUGCGGUCGGCAAGCAAUCACCUGAGGUAUAGCUGUAGAAUCUAUAUGGUUGCUUCUUCCCUUUCUUUGUCUUCUAUCACUAGGGCCUUUCCCCACUCUAAACCGAAGGACAGUAGUGAGUGUAGGUUUGCGGCAGUGUCAUGGACACUAGGAAACGCAGCUUUGUUGGAUUCGUCAAGGCCCCUUGCCAGUAAUUCGUCCUCCACUGACCAUCCCUUUCCUCCUGGUUUCACCCAUCAUCACCUCCUCGUCUAGUUCUUUCAUCUCCCUAAGUACCUGUCUAUUUCUUCUCCCAGGUACUUCUCUAUCUACUCUCCAUCUCUCUGCACCUAUCGCUCCCUCCGCUAGUCCUAUAUAUUCGCAAGAUACUUGUCAGUUGGGCAAUGCUGCUUGGGGUGCUCAGUCCCACAAACCCAGCGAUUCGCAUCUGACCUGUUUGUCUGCAUUCCUGGAGUUGGAGUUAUCUCUUGUGGAUGCAGCGCUAUAAAUCUCCAGUGCCUGCUCCGUGAUUUCCUUGGUGAUUUUCAUCCGUCCCCUUCCUGAUUGCAGGGUCCUUUGCUAGAGUCCAUAGCUAGUAGUUUGUACAGUGGACAUUGCUGUAUGGCCGGUGGCAGGUGGCGUUGCAAAUAUUGCUGCAUGGCAGG